AUGGCUCUCAACUUGACGACUUCUCGCCGGGCUUUGAGCUCGCUCAAGCCCCUCACUCGUGCCGCUUUUGUGGGAGCUCGCGGUUAUGCUACUGCUGAGCCUGACCUCAAGGCCACUCUCCGCGAGGCCAUUCCCGCCAAGCGAGAGCUCCUCAAGAAGGUCAAGGCUCAUUCUAACAAGGUCCUCGGAGAAGUCAAGGUCGAGAACACCCUCGGUGGCAUGCGAGGUCUCAAGGCCAUGGUCUGGGAGGGUUCCGUCCUAGAUGCCAACGAGGGUAUUAGAUUCCACGGCCGAACCAUCAAGGACUGCCAAAAGGAGCUUCCCAAGGGAAAGACUGGCACAGAGAUGCUUCCCGAGGCCAUGUUCUGGCUGCUUCUCACAGGCCAGGUUCCCUCAGUCAACCAGGUCCGCGGCUUCUCGCGUGAGCUCGCUGAAAAGGCCCAGAUCCCCGAGUUUGUCUCCAAGAUGCUUAAUGACUUCCCCAAGGACCUUCACCCCAUGACUCAAUUCGCCAUGGCCGUUUCUGCUCUCAACUACGAGUCAAAGUUCGCCAAGGCCUAUGAGCAGGGUAUCAACAAGGCUGAUUACUGGGAGCCUACCUUUGACGACUGCAUUUCCCUCCUAGCCAAGCUGCCCACUAUCGCUGCCAAGAUUUACCAGAACUCUUACCGUGGUGGUGGUGCCCUGCCUGCUGAGGUUGAUCUUGAGCAGGAUUGGUCUUACAACUUUGCUGCCAUGCUCGGCAAGGGUGGCAAGGAGAACGAGAACUUCCAGGAUCUCCUCCGUCUUUACCUUGCUCUUCACGGUGACCACGAGGGUGGCAACGUCUCUGCCCACGCCACUCAUCUGGUUGGAAGUGCUCUGUCCGACCCUUUCCUGUCUUACAGUGCUGGUCUCCAGGGUCUUGCUGGUCCUCUCCACGGUCUUGCCGCCCAGGAGGUCCUGCGAUGGAUUAUCCAGAUGAAGGAGGCCAUUCCUUCCAACUACACAGAGCAGGAUGUCAACGACUACCUCUGGUCUACCCUCAACUCGGGUCGUGUUGUUCCCGGCUAUGGUCACGCCGUUCUCCGAAAGCCCGAUCCCCGAUUCGAAGCUCUCAUGGAUUACGCCGCUGCCCGUCCCGAGAUCGCCAACGACCCUGUCUUCCAGCUUGUCGAGAAGAACAGCCGAAUUGCUCCCGAGGUUCUCAAGAAGCACGGCAAGACCAAAAACCCCUACCCCAACGUCGACAGCAGCUCUGGAGUUUUGUUCCACCACUACGGCUUCCACGAGACUCUGUACUACACUGCCACGUUCGGUGUGUCGCGUGGUCUCGGUCCUCUUGCCCAGUUGAUUUGGGACCGUGCUCUGGGUCUCCCCAUUGAGCGACCCAAGAGCAUCAACCUCGAGGGCAUUCUCAAGCAGGUUGAGGGUCAAUAA
Fusarium pseudograminearum CS3096 is the source of this 1419-nucleotide messenger RNA. RefSeq lists its product as uncharacterized. Bases 1 to 1419 code for a protein of 472 amino acids. Lineage: Eukaryota; Fungi; Ascomycota; Sordariomycetes; Hypocreales; Nectriaceae. The transcript has 3 exons. Gene Ontology annotation, biological process: tricarboxylic acid cycle; carbohydrate metabolic process. Gene Ontology annotation, molecular function: 2-methylcitrate synthase activity. Gene Ontology annotation, cellular component: mitochondrial matrix. The record is from RefSeq and is a predicted model, not a curated record.